Cuscuta europaea is the source of this 1920-nucleotide messenger RNA. The record is from the annotation of a GenBank genome assembly. Lineage: Eukaryota; Viridiplantae; Streptophyta; Magnoliopsida; Solanales; Convolvulaceae.
GCACAGGUAAAUAUAUGUAUAAAGAAAAGUAGGUGACCAAUUAGAGAGGAAUAUUUUAAUGUAACAGCCUUUCCAUUCGUCUUAGAGACAAGUAGACAACCCAAUAAUUAUUCCAACCAAGCUUUCAACUAUUCUUCAUCCAAUAUUUCACCUCAUGAAUCAUUUAAUGAGUGACAGUAGUAGGUAUGAUAUUGUAGGCUUUCUUCAAACUUGAAUGUGGUACGCAGUAUUUUAGGUCAUUAAUUUUGUGGGUGGGCAACUUAUUGAAUUCUCAGUCGGUGCUGCCUUAAAUCCCAACCAACAUUUCACUAUUUCAGCUAUUCUUCUUCCAUUUUAGUAAGUUAACAACAAACUAAUUAAAGAAAGUUGGGGGAAGGUUGGUGUGGCUGAUAUAGUAAGUUAACAACUUGUUUCACUUUUCAACGAUUCUUUCUACCUUCACGGAAUUUCAUUUGAGCUUUUAUAAUCUGUACCGAUAAAGUUGACUAUGAUCAAAUUUAGGUUUACAUGUCUAAUGGUUUUGGAGGGUAAUUUAUAGAUGUGAAGAUUACUGGAAUAAGUCCCUACAGUUCGAUUAUAAAAAAUUUAUAGAAAGUUGGCCUUCAUCAACGUAAAUAAAAGAGUUUACAUCUCAUAUAUAUAUGUACCCCUGCCAGUUCAUAUUGCUAUAUAUAGAGACAGGACUUUCUCUGCUUUGUUGGUUCUCCCACAGGAGAUAGAGAGAAAAGGUUAUUGAUCACUUUCAGAACAGAGAAAGUAAGAAAGAUGUUGAGGUUGAUUACAGGAAUUCCAGGGCCAAGCGGGUUUGGGUCAGCCUCCACUGCUGAGCAGGUCACUCAAGGCAUUGAUGCCUCAAACCUCACUGCAAUUAUUACAGGUGGUGCAAGUGGGAUUGGUUUAGAAGUGGCAAGAGUUUUAGCCCUUAGGAAAGCACAUGUCGUUAUCGCAGCAAGAAACAUGGAUGCUGCAAGAGAAGCAAAAGAGCUCAUUCAGAAGGCUAGUAGCACCGCGUCUGUUGAUAUUCUUAAGCUUGAUCUCAGUUCAUUGAAAUCUGUUAAGGCAUUUGCUGACGAUUUCAAAGCUCUUGGCCUUCCUCUCAACAUCCUGAUAAACAAUGCAGGUGUCAUGUUCUCUCCAUUUCAGCUCUCAGAAGAUGGAUAUGAGAUGCAAUUCGCUACAAACCAUCUUGGCCAUUUCUACCUGACAAACCUUCUUCUAGAACAGAUGAAGGAAACUGCAAAAGCUACAGGUGUGCAGGGUAGGAUUGUGAACUUGUCAUCUGUAGCUCACCUUUACACUUACAAAGAAGGCAUCUGGUUUGACAAGAUCAAUGAUGAAAGCUGCUACCAUGAAAAAAUGGCAUAUGGGCAAUCCAAGUUAGCAAGUAUAUUGCAUGUCAAUGAGCUCUCUCGCCGCUUACAAAAAGAGGGAACUAAUAUUACUGUGAACUCCGUGCAUCCAGGGUUGAUAAUGACUAAUCUUAUGAGACAUUCUGUUCUUUUUACAAGAAUUAUGAAGCUGUUUACCUGGAUGCUCUGGAAGAAUGUCCACCAGGGGGCGGCUACGACAUGCUACGUUGCACUCCAUCCAGCCCUGAAAGGUGUUACUGGAAAGUACUUCCUGGACUGCAAUGAAUACGAGCCAAGCAAGUUUGCCAAAGAUGAAGCUCUUGGAAGGAAGCUUUGGGAUUUCAGUGACAAGCUGGUUAAGGCAGCUCAAAGCAAGUGAAAUAGUAGAUUGAUCUUAUUUUCUUUUUGUUUAUUUUCUCUCUUUUUCUUUCAUAGGCUCUUUUAUUCAUAGUCAUUAAAAAUUUCGUGGAGAAUGUAAAGAUUUUGAUCAAUUUUUAGUUUUCUUGAAACUAUUAAAUAAAUAAGACUUUCUAAGUUAAAAAUCAACAAGUUUUUCAACAGGCAUUAAAAU